AUGCAAGGCCCACAGGACCAUGCAGAGCCAAGAGGACCAUGCAGGGCCCGGAGGACCAAGGACACUGGUCCAGAGGACCAGGCAUGGACCCAGAUGACCAUGCAGGGCCAUGAGGACCAUGCAGGGUCCAGAGGACCAUGCAGGGUCCAGAGGACCAUUGAGGGCCCGGAGGACCAGGGUCCAUAUGACCAGGGUCCAUAUGACCAGGGUCCAUAUGACCAGGGUCCAGAGGACCAGGGCCCGGAGGACCAGGGCCCAGAGGACCAGAGCCCAGAGGACAAGGCUCCAGAACUUGAGGGUCCAGAGGACCAUGAAGGAUCCAGAGAACCAUGCAGGGUCCAGAAGACCAUUCAGGGCCCAGGGGACCAGGGUCCAGAGGAAAAGGCUCCAAACAUCCAGGGUUCAGAGAACCAGGGCCCAGAGUGUCAGAGGACCCAGCACACUGGUCCAGAGGACCAGGCUCCAGAGGACAAGGGUCAAGAGGACAAGGCUCCAGAACUCCAGGGUCUAGAGGACCAGGGCAAAGAGGACCAGGGCCCGGAGGACCAGGUCCAAGAUGACAUAGCAGGGCCCAGAGGAUUAGGGCCAAGAGGACAAGGCUAA
This is a messenger RNA of Patiria miniata (bat star), 603 nucleotides long. RefSeq names its product spidroin-2-like. The coding region runs from base 1 to 603 and encodes 200 amino acids. The transcript is spliced from 2 exons. Lineage: Eukaryota; Metazoa; Echinodermata; Asteroidea; Valvatida; Asterinidae. The record is from RefSeq and is a predicted model, not a curated record.